This is a messenger RNA of Chara braunii, 3050 nucleotides long. NCBI's taxonomy places the organism in Eukaryota, Viridiplantae, Streptophyta, Charophyceae, Charales, Characeae. The record is from the annotation of a GenBank genome assembly.
CCGACUGGAAUAGCAGCUUGCAACAGCCACCCCCGCCGGACCCUUCAACUUGAUGAACCGCGUCAACGUCUUGGAAAUCGACGUCGAGACUCUCAAGGACGGCGCUCUAGCGACAAAUCAGCGGAUUGACCAGCAGAUUUGUGCCGCCACAGCCAGUCAGACCACGACUACUCGCGAGAGCAUCCCAAAGUUUGACGGACUACCGAUCUUUUGUGAUGCAACGAAGACAGACCCGAUCCCAUCGUGGCGCCAGUUCGAGUUUAAGUUGGACAUUCACCACUUCAUCAACCCGAACCGGCACGCAUACUUAUACUCCCGCUCGGGACGCGCGUGCCAGGCAUGGCUGGACAACAUGUUGUCCACGCACAAUGUAACAGUCUCGGAGCUGCAUACGAAGAUCAGCUGGGUUGAUCUCAAGGCAGCAUGGCAUAAGCGGUUCCAAGUGGAGCCGCCCGAGCUUCAGGCAGCCGAGAAACUUCAACGGUUCUAUCAGAACGACCUGCCAAGCACGGACUGGAUAACCGAGUACCAACGCUUGGCAUCCACGCCCAACUUGUCGUCGACAUUUAUCGCUAUCAAGCACUUUUUCAUCAGGAGGAGUUGUCCGGCGUUGCAGAACGCCUUGACGCAAGUUGCGGAGACGCUCACCACAAGUGAGCAGCUUUUUUAUAAAGCCUCGCAAAUCAUCGUGACGAAUAUCGAAGCCAAGAAUUUGGGCCAUUCGUCUGCUGCAGGCCAGGGCAGAGGACAACAUCGGUCGAAAGUGGCCGUGGUCGCAGCAACUACAGCGAUUGACCCUUCAAACGAGAAUGCCUGUUCUGAGGAAGGAGACAGAUUGGCAGCCGCCCGGGAUGGUGGCCGCCCCGCCAGAGGGGGAGGACGCGGCAAACCGAAGACACACACCAAUUCAGCCCCCGGGGCCGGACCAGCGGCUCAAGAGCCUUGGACAGAUUACGGUAUCUCGGAAGGCCUGCUCGACGAGUUCACCGAUAUCUUCGAGUCUCCUACCGGUGUGGUGCCCGAUCGGCCGAUCUCCGACGAGAUCAUUCUUGAGGCCGGUGCCGUGCCGCCGAAAGGAUGCAUCUAUCGCAUGAGCGAGGAAGAGCUCGCGGUUCUCCGCGCUCAAUCGACGAUCUUUUGGACAAGGGUUGGAUCCGCCCUAGUAGAUCACCAUACGAUUGACGGCCUUCUCGAGCGUUUGGACGGCGUGAAAUUCUUCUCAAAGUUGGACUUGAAGUCGGGCUACCAUCAAAUCUCGAUACGCCCACAAGAUUGCUACAAAUCCGUGUUCAAGACGCGGUACGGGCAUUUUGAGUGGAUCGUUAUACCUUUUGGCCUCACCAAUGUCUCGACGACCUUUCAAGUGGCAAUGACCAACGAGUUUCGUGCGAUGCUGGCCCGGUUCGUAUUAGUCUACUUAGACGACAUUCUCGUCUAUAGCCAGACAUUGGAGGAUCAUCUUGAGCACCUUCGACGAGUGUUGGAGACGCUCCGCCGCGCCAAGUACAAAGUCAACCGCGACAAGUGCGAAUUUGUCCGACAAGAGCUAGAAUACUUGGGCCAUUUUGUCACACCGGAGGGCAUCAGUCCGUUGUCGGACAAGAUUCAAGCCAUCCAAGAGUGGCCGGAGCCGAAGACCGUCACAAAUGUCCGUUCCUUCCUUGGCUUAGCUGGCUACUAUCAACGCUUCAUCAAGGGAUACUCGAAGAUCGCGGCUCCUUUAUCCAAGCUUCAAUGCAAGGACCGACCAUUCGACUUCGACGACAAUGCGCGGACUUUCUUUUUGGUUGUCAAAGCCGCAUUGCUAUCCGUGGAGGUGUUGCGCAUCUACGAUCCACUUUUGCCGACACGUGUCACUUCUGAUGCAUCUGGCUAUGGCAUUGCAAGAAAGUGCCCGUUGUGCACUCGAUUGACGACGCACGGAAGUCUGAAGAAGGAAUUAUUGGCCUUCGUACACGCGCUCAAGCGCCGGCGGCAUUUUCUUCUCGGUCGACGACAGUUCCGAUGGGUAACCGAUAACAAUCCCUUGGUCUUCUACAAGACCCAAGACACGGUCAAUAGCACCAUUGCCCGUUGGAUGGCCUUCAUCGACCAAUUUGACUCCUUCCCCGACCACAUUUCGGGCAAGUCAAACCGUUUUGCGGAUGCUCUUUCACGGCGUCCGGACCAUUGUACCGCAGUCUACUCAACUUUUGAGAUUAACGACGACUUGCGUGACAGCUUUAGCCGCGGCUACCAAGUCGACCCCGAGUUUUGCGACAAGUAUGCAAAUUGCUCCUCCCCUAAUCCGGCGCUAGCGCACUAUUGGAUCCAAGAGGGGUACUUGCUCGUCCACUCGCGAGGGAAGAAUCUUCUUUGUGUGCCACGAGAUUUACACUUGCGCACCCGGCUUCUUGGCGAGUUCCACGACGCUCCCGCCACUGGACACUUUGGAGUCAGUCGUACGAUUGGCCGACUCCGCGAGCGCUUUUGGUGGCUCGGUCUUCUCGGCGACGUCACACGCUAUUGCGAGUCAUGCGAGGUUUGCCGACGUUGCAAAUCCCGCAAUCAUCGUUCGUACGGCGAGUUGCGACCCUUACCGGUACCCUUGCGACGAAGGGCAGCGAUUGCCAUGGACAUUACCGGUCUGUUCCCCAAGCACAAGACUAGAGUGGAUGGGAUUCUCACGGUGGUCGACCGACUCACCAAGUUCGCCAUGUUUUUGCCUUGCCGCUAUCAUGCCAAGGCACCGGAGUUGGCCGAGGUUCUUUACGCCGGUUGGAUUCGAACCAAGGGUUACCCCAAGGAAAUCGUCUGCGACUGCGACACUCGGUUCAUGUCCAAUUUUGGGUUGACGCUCAUCAAACAAUGGGGCUCAUCUCUCAAGCCAAGUUCGGCUUGCCACCCCCAAUCCAAUGGCCAAACGGAGAGGGCGCAUCAGACCGCACAGAUUCUCCUUCGCACUCUCAUCCGUCCCGACCAGAAAGAUUAGGUUGAGCGGCUGCCGGAUGUCGAGUUGGCAUACAACUCGUCCAUCCACCCGGCUAUGGGGAUGUCGCCCUUCGAGUUCG